AUGAAGGGUCCACCAGCGUCCAAACUCGAAACAAUUUCAGUUCAUUUUCGACCGACAAAACUGUUUACACUAGCAAAUCUCUCCUCUAAUUUAGCUUCAGCUUCGCCUUAACACGCGCUAUCCUUUAAAAGGAAAAAAACCCAGAAAAAUAAUCGCUUCCUCCGUAGAUCUGAUCCAAACCCUCAGAUUUCUUAACAGCCAUUGCAAAAAUCUCGAAAAUCCUCCUUAGAAACUAAAUCACCAUGCUUUUCUCCAAAAACCCCACUUCAAGAUUCCUUCUUCUCACUCUCAUCUUUGUCCUACUAUUCUUUUUUUCCAUAAACAUCAAUGCAUCUGAUCCCACCAACUCUGAAGAUGAUUCGGAUGACCUUGAACAGCUUUUAGCCUUGGAUGAACAAGAAGAUCAGCUACCAGAAGACCAAGACCAAGAAUCUAGCAGUAGAUUUUCCGAAGCAGAGGUGUUAAGUAAAGCACAAAGGAUAGUUCUUGAGCUUAACAGUGAUAAUUCCAAGAGGGUCAUUGAUGAGAACGAGUUUGUUUUGCUUUUGGGUUAUGCUCCUUGGUGCGUUAGGAGUGCUGAGCUUAUGCCUCAGUUUGCUGAAGCUGCCACUUCUUUGAAAGAAUUGGGAAGUCCUGUUUUGAUGGCCAAGCUUGAUGCUGAAAGGUACCCAAAGGUGGCUUCUCUGCUUGAUAUUAAAGGCUUCCCUACUCUGCUUUUGUUUGUUAAUCGCACUUCUCAAGCUUAUACGGGUGGAUUUUCAGCGGAAGAAAUAGUGAUAUGGGCAAGGAAGAAGACCGGUGUGCCUGUCAUUAGAAUAAACACGGUGACUGAGGCAGAAGAUUUUCUUAAAAAGCACCACAUGUUUGUGAUUGGUCUUUUUGAGAAAUUUGAGGGGUCUGAUUAUAAAGCAUUUAUAAAGGCAGCUAUGUCUGACAAUGAAAUCCAGUUUGCUGAAGCAAGCAACAUUGAGGUUGCUAAACUUCUCUACCCAGAUAUCAAAGCUACUAAUUUCCUUGGGAUUGUUAAAAGUGAACCAGAAAGGUACACUGCUUAUGACGGUACAUUUGAGAUGGAGAACAUUUUGCAGUUUCUGGACUACAAGAAGUUUCCCUUAGUUACUAAAUUGACUGAACUGAAUUCUGUCAGAGUUUACUCCAGCCCCGUCAAACUUCAGGUUUAUGUCUUUGCGAAAGCUGAUGAUUUCAAGAUUCUUCUUGAGCCUCUUCAAGAUGUUGCAAGAAAGUUCAUAACAAAGGUGAUGUUUAUUUAUAUAGACAUUGUUGAUGAAAACCUUGCAAAGCCUUUCUUAACCUUGUUUGGGCUUGAGGAAUCAAAAAACACUUUGGUGACAGCAUUUGAUAACAAAGGCAGCUCGAAGUACUUGUUGCAGUCCGACCCAACCCCAAGCAACAUAGAAGAAUUUUGCUCUGGGCUUCUUCAUGGUUCUAGCUCAACAUACUUCAAAUCACAGCCAAUACCAGAUAAUAAUAAUGCAAGUGUGCUAGCUGUCGUGGGAAAGACAUUUGAUGACUUGGUCUUGAACAGUCCCAAGAAUGUUCUUUUAGAGGUAUAUACCCCGUGGUGCAUCAAUUGUGAGACCACGAGCAAGCAGAUUGAGAAAUUGGCUAAGCAUUUUAAAGGCUUGGACAGUCUCAUCUUUGCUAAGAUUGAUGCUUCUGCUAAUGAACAUCCAAAACUUCAGGUUGACGACUACCCAUCACUCUUUUUAUACAAAGCUGGUGAUAAAGACAAUCCGAUCAAACUUUCAACAAAAUCUGGUUCAAAAGAACUAGCAGCCUUCAUUAACAAACAAGUGAGACCCAAAGAUCAAGCGGCCAAAGAUGAACUAUAGGACAUAUAUAGUUAAGAAUACCUAAACACUUAAAUCGCAGCCCUCAAGGCCACCCAAAAAUAUAGGGAAAAAGGGGGCUCUUAAGUUUUGCCAACUCCCUUUGGUAUUUAGGAUUGGUUACAAUAGUCAAUAAGAUUUUAGGUCCUGAGAUUCUUCCACCUGUUGGGAAAGUUUGACAACUUGUAAUUUGAUUAUGUUAAUUUGACAAAUUGACAUGUAAGCAAAUUAUACUAGUGUUAUAGCAACAGACCUACAAGGAACAA
Molecule: messenger RNA, 2116 nt
Organism: Gossypium arboreum
Lineage: Eukaryota; Viridiplantae; Streptophyta; Magnoliopsida; Malvales; Malvaceae
Product: protein disulfide isomerase-like 1-6
Exons: 12
Coding region: 243-1853 (536 amino acids)
Biological process (GO): protein folding; response to endoplasmic reticulum stress
Cellular component (GO): endoplasmic reticulum
Molecular function (GO): protein disulfide isomerase activity
Source: RefSeq, a predicted model, not a curated record